This is a messenger RNA of Gongylonema pulchrum, 1212 nucleotides long. The record is from the annotation of a GenBank genome assembly. NCBI's taxonomy places the organism in Eukaryota, Metazoa, Nematoda, Chromadorea, Rhabditida, Gongylonematidae.
AUGGCGCAAAUUAAUUCCAUGAAUGUUAACGAGCAGAUGCUAAUCAAUGGUACCGCUCCUGAAAAACUGAUGGACUCUGAAGUAAAUUCAGGACUGCUGGCCAGGUUCACAUCUACGAGUGCUGCGCAAGAUUCAAAAAUAAACUAUCCUGCCGUUUUAGGAUAUCCGCCAGUGUUGCCCCUCUAUGCAACUCAACAAGUCCCUUACAUGCCCAGUCCAAUAACUGCUGAGCUAUCCGCUUUUCCACUAUCUUUCACCAAAAUAAUGCAAACACCUGCCGCUCCACUAUUUAUUUUUACUCAACCAGUAACAUCACCUCCUUUUUUUAACCAGUCACCAGCUCCCACAAACGCACAGUUUUCCACAUCCGCGUUCAACCAAGAAAUUAUUACUAAAAACAAGAAUCUGAAUGAGGAAGUACUUGAAGCAGCGGGAUCACAAAAAUCGGAGCUGAGUCUGCCUGUCGGGCCUCAAUUCGUCGGCCUAUCAGGACAGGAAGCAACAGCAGCAGUUCUUCCUGGCCAACCAAUUUUGCCGUCACUUUCAGAUCAGGCUGCAUUGCUGUUACAGGCUGGCCAACCAAUCAUUGUGCCAGACCUGUAUGCUUCCAGUCUCCCAGAUCAGCCAGUACAAUUUACAGCAGUGCCACUGCAGACAACCUGGAUUCCGGUACCGGCACUAGGGGGAUUCGAGAACGUAAAGUCAGGUGCAGACAAAAUGACGUUUACACAGACUAUCACAUCAUCAGCAUCUACUUCAGCUGCGAUCACUGAACAGUCUGCAGUUACGCCGAAGGCUUUAAACUGGGUUCCGUCAUCCAGCCAAGCAGUAUUACCUUCAAACAGUGGAGUAAUUGAUGAAUCAAAGAUUUCCAAUGGCCCUCUGGAAUUUAGUUCCGCUCUUCCCAAUACUACUGCAAAUCCCUUGCAGCAGCAACCGACUGAACAGCAACCAGUUGAUUUGACUAAAACAAAUACUGCACAAAACGAAGCUGCACAGGUUUCGAUUCAGAACACUCCGUUUCUCGUUGGAAGUAUACUUGGACAGCCUAAGCCAAUCAACCAGGAAAAUAGCCAACCACUAGCAUCAGACAAUGUCGGAACGAUGCUGUUCCAGCAGUUACCGCAACAAAGCUCAGUAGUUCAAGGUCAGCAGGAAAUACCAGCGCAGUCCAGUGAAGCCUCCACAGCUUACGGACAGAUUCCAACUUAA